CUUUGUCUGUUUGAGCAUAUCUAUGUGUGUGUGGGAUUAUUGGAGAGUGUAUGUGCUACUAUUUAGACUUUAUUGACAUUUUUAUACCACACCUCCUCGUCUCCCACUUCCUGUCAAAGAGUCACUAUGUUUUCCUCUUCUAAACCUUCCAUAUUCUCGCCCUGGACCUCCAUGGAGCAAGGAGACUCAGACGCUCUGGACAUCAGCACCAAAGUGCAACUGUAUGGAGUCCUGUGGAAGAGACCUUUUGGGAGGCCCUCGGCCAAGUGGUCUCGCAGAUUUUUCAUCAUUAAGGAUAGCUUCCUGUUAUAUUAUGCUGAGAAUGAGAAAAAAAACUUCGAGACAAAUAGAUACUUCAACAUUCACCCUAAGGGGGUGAUCCCACUGGGUGGAUGCGUCGUUGAGCCAAGAGAGGACCAAGGCAUGCCGUUCGCAAUGGUUAUCAACCAUGAGGACUUCACUGGAAAUAUUGUCCUGGCUGCUGAAUCAGAGUCAGAGCAAAAUCAGUGGGUGGAGAUGCUACAGGAGUCUGGAAAAGUCACUUGGAAGAACGCUCAGUUGGGGGAGGCUAUGAUUGAAAGUCUGGAAGCUCAGGGCCUACAGCUGGCUAAGGAAAAGCAAGAAUACCUGGAUAAGCUCAUGGAAGAGACUGAGGAACUGUGCUUACAAAGAGAACAGAAAGAGGAGCUAGAGAGACUGAAUCAGUUGCUGGAGGAAGAAAAGCAGAAGUUUGAAGAUGUGGUUCAAGAGUUGAGAGCAGAACAGGAGCAGAUUAAACUAGAUCUGGAUGGUACCGCUCAGUGUUUGAAGGGAGUGGAGUCUGAGAAAGAAGAACUUAACAGUGUCACCACAUUGCUGCAAAAAUCUCUAGAGGAGUUGUCCCAGGAGAAACAGCGCACUCUGGAGCUGCUAAGAGUAAGAGGACAGGAUGCGACUGAAACGGGGAGUGACCGUCGGGCUUCUCUUGACUCCCAGGAUCCAGAGCUGCAGCUUCAGGGGAACCUGAGACACAUCGAGGAGCAGAUGAGGAACCUGCUAAGAGAGAAGGAACAGGCAGAAGAGAGACUGAAGGAAAAUGAACUGCGGGCUAAAGUGCUGCAGGAGGAGCGAGAGUUUUAUUCUUCUCAAGCUAACGCUCUCCAGCAGUCUCUCACGCAGCUCACAGCAGAUAAACAGCACACCGAGGAAGAGCUGAAGGCUGAGAUGGAGUCUCGAGUAGAACUGGAGCGUAGGCUGAAAUUGGCUGAGGAGGCACUGCAAGAUCUAGAACAGGGUCUAAAUGUAAUAGAACGCACCCGUGAGAGAGAUGAAAGAAUGAAGGGAGACGUCAGCCAUCUCCGCAAGUUCUUUGAAGAAUGUAUCUGUGCUGCAGAGAUUGAGGCCAAGUUACCAGCCAUCAUGAAGAAUGCAGUAUAUCUGCAUAAAGCUGCUGCUCGCCGCAUCAAAAGCUGCCGUAUUCAGCGACGGGCCUCAAGGCAGCACUGGUUGAAGCACUCUCAGUCAUUUGCCUCCUUGCAUGGUGAAGUCCCCAGUUUAGACGAGCUGAGAGAAACUGCCCGGCGUCUGACUUCAGACAGUUGUUUGAGACAGCGUGUCUACAAGAUCAUCACCCGCCAGGAGACUGUUCAGUCUGACGACUAACAAUAUUAUGCCUGUUUGACUGACAGACCAAUAGGGAGGGAGGGGGAGCUGUUGUGUAAUCCUGGGUUUCUCUUAUGCAACUGUAUGUCAAUGUUUGGGGAAAGUUCAACAGUCUUAUUUCAGAAAGGGGAAUCUUGCUGUGUAAUUCAAUUGUAUAUGUAUAACACUGUAGAAUAAUAUAACUAGACAUACAAAGAUAUUCAAAAUAUAUAUAUAAAAAAAAUACUUUUAAUCACAUUUAGGUGAAAACAACUUAUACAUUAAAAACUAGCAGGUCUGUUGUAACUAUAUACCCUUCACAACCUAUUAAUUAAAAUGUAGAUAAAAAGUAGAAAAUUAAAUGCACAAAGUAAUUUGGGCUCUAGUUUUAUAGGUGAAGUGUUUAAAUUCUGUCCCACUAGUGUCACUUAAUGGAAUUGCAAAAAUAAUGUUUUCAAACAGGUUUCCCGAACACUCCCCCAUCUGCUAAUGGUUGGAAAACAGGUUGUCCCACCCCAAAGUCACGCUAUUGGCAAUGUAGCUAUGUUGGGCUCAUCAGUGGCCUAUGUCACAAAGCAGGAUUAAGCAGCUAGCUAGAUAAGUUUAAACGUAGUUUGAGCAAACUCUGAAUCUGUGGUACAAUUAAAGUUGAUAGGCUUUCUUGCAAGCCGUGGUUCCUCACCACAGUAACACGCUAAUUGGCUAACCUGCUCAGGGGCAGGUUAUGUUCCGAUCAGAGAUCUCAUCCAGAUACUGGACCAAUCAGCUGUGAGGAAAGGGACAGUCACUCCCCCCAGUAUCUCUCACUCCAAUUUAAAGUGCACUUCAAUGAGACAAUUUUAGAAAUUUACAAAAUAAGCUAUUUAUGAUCAUAAUUUAUUGCAAGAAAUAUAUUUUUGGCAGUCUUGCAUUGGUUUAAAGACACGUUACUUUUUCCCAAUCAUUUUCCCACACUGGCAAUAAAAUAUGUAUGAAUAAAUAAACCUAAAAUAAUUAUAAAAUUUGCAAGAUAUUAAUACAGUAUCAAUAAUGAUCGAAUUACUUUAAAAUAUAAAAACUUAAUCACUCCACAAUAUACUGAAGAUAUAUCAGAAAAGUGUGAAUGCCACCCAAACUCUUCCUUAUUAGGAUUUGCUGGCAGAGAUGCCAUGAACAUACAGUAUUUCACUUGAAGUUCAAUAAAAGCCCACUAGUAAACCAAAUAUGUCUUUAUUGUGUCUUAUGCUGCUAGAAAUAAUAAAUACGUCUUUGUAAGUGCAUACCAUCUACUCAUUUUCCAUUUGCUCACAUUUUUGUUAUUUAAUAGUGUAUUAAUGUCUAAAUGUAUUAAAUUAUAUUAAGUUAGUAAUUUAAAUGAAUACUAAAGCUUUUAAUUUCCAUUUUUUAACAUUUCAAAUCAAGAUAUUAAACUUUUAAAAUUACAAGCCUGAAUGUUCUUGUUGUGGACCUAUAUAAAGUUACUUUCACAUCAAUAUAUUAUCUAUUUUAAUAUUGUAAUCACAUUCAGAUUUUUUUUCAUGCUCUAGCUACAGCAGCAGAAGUGUUUCUUCUUGCGGAGAAAAUGUCUUUAAAUUCUUUAUCAUUUACUAGUGAUCCUCUGUGCUGUGUGAAUGUAUUAUAAUUAUUCAUGAUUUCAUAGUGAUUAUUUGUGUUGUGUAAAUGUUUCAAUUGAUCAUAUUUUUUAACGUCCUCUUAUGCUGUUAUAUCUGUGUUUAACUUCUUAUAAUUUAUCAUAAUUUGCGUAAUCAUCUUCAGCAGACAAUCACUCGAUUGGCUGUUCACUUCAUUCAUGUUAACAAGCACGUGAACUAAUCAUAACCUUGGGAUCAAACUCUGAUCAGGCCUUUUCACAAUCCAGGUUUUGGAACACGGAAGUAAACGUUUGCAGGGUAAACUUCGACAGCGGUGAAUGGGAGAUCACAUCAAAUUUUAUUUUCACUUACCCAUUUGCUCCAAGACCAAAAGAAAAAAUCCAUCAUUACGUUUGAAUGAUUUUCCAGAAGAGUAAAAAAUAGAGAGCGGUGGAUUAAGACUGUUAUAGAAACCCCCUCGCAGCCAAGAGCAUAGAUUUGAAUACUGGGUGCAGCAUGAAGCAUCUACAUGAUCAUGGUAUAAAUAUUGGGGGAGUAUGACGAGGAGGGGGGGCGGGACUUGACUACGCACACCCAUCCCCCAAUCGGGCUAACCAGC
Messenger RNA from Myxocyprinus asiaticus (Chinese sucker), 3810 nucleotides. Its product is annotated as pleckstrin homology domain-containing family D member 1-like. Lineage: Eukaryota; Metazoa; Chordata; Actinopteri; Cypriniformes; Catostomidae. The coding region runs from base 127 to 1641 and encodes 504 amino acids. The transcript has 13 exons. The record is from RefSeq and is a predicted model, not a curated record.